This is a messenger RNA of Salvia splendens (bonfire salvia), 2067 nucleotides long. Its product is annotated as pentatricopeptide repeat-containing protein At3g46790, chloroplastic. Bases 55 to 1998 code for a protein of 647 amino acids. Gene Ontology annotation, biological process: RNA modification. Gene Ontology annotation, molecular function: RNA binding; protein binding; zinc ion binding. The record is from RefSeq and is a predicted model, not a curated record. The transcript has a single exon. Lineage: Eukaryota; Viridiplantae; Streptophyta; Magnoliopsida; Lamiales; Lamiaceae.
GUUGAUUUGUUUAGGGCCACAACAGAAUCUCCACAUACAAACACAAAUGUCCGAAUGUUCCAAAUCCAAACUCUCCAGCCGACUCACCUCCGUGCACCCUCACGCCACCGCCUCUCCACUACCGCCUCCCUCGUCUCCACUUCCACCCUCACAAUUCCCACCUCCACCACCAGCAAAAACCACUCCAUCCAGACCCUCUGCCGAAAGGGCAAACUCAAACAAGCAAUCCAAUUGCUCUCCCACGAGGAUAAUCCCACCCAACUCACCUACAACCUCCUCAUCCAAUCCUGCGCCCAAAAUCACAGCUUUUCCGACGCAUUCGCCGUUCACACCUGCCUCACCCAAGAUGGCUUCGCUCAAGAUCCAUUCUUGGCCACAAAGCUCAUCAACAUGUAUGCGGAACUCGGCUCUUCCCAUCACGCCCGCCAAGUGUUCGAUGAAAUUACUGAAAAAACGAUUUACGUUUGGAACGCGAUUUUUCGCGCUCUCGCUAUGUUGGGCGAUGGAGAGGAGGCUCUGAGAUUGUAUAGGCGGAUGAAUUGGAUUGGGAUGCCCUCUGAUCGAUUCACUUACACUUAUGUGUUAAAGGCGUGCGUUGUUUCGGGUUUCGAGCGCCUCCGGGGGAAGGAGGUUCACGCGCAAGUUCUGCGUCGCGGACACGAGAGGCAGCUCCAUGUGAUGACUACUUUGGUUGACAUGUAUGCGAAAUUCGGGUGCGUGGAGAGUGCUAGGCAGGUUUUCGACUCGAUGCCGGCCAAGAAUCUGGUUUCGUGGAGCGCUAUGAUCGCGUGUUUUGCUAAGAAUGCGAGGCCGUUGGAGGCGCUGGAGGUUUUCGGGGAGAUGAUGCGGGAGGGUAGCGACGACGUGCUGCCUAACUCGGUCACAUUGGUCAGUGUGGUUCAGGCGUGCGCGACGCUGGCUGCUCUGGAGCAGGGGAAGUUGAUACAUGGAUAUGUAGUUAGGAAAGGGCUCGAUUCGAUCUUGCCGGUUAUGAAUGCGCUUGUCACUAUGUAUGCUAGAUGCGGGGAUGUCGAAUUGGGGGAGAAUGUUUUCAAUCAGAUGGAGAAGAGGGAUGUUGUUUCUUGGAAUUCCAUGAUUUCGAGCUAUGCAGUUCACGGGCUCGGGUCAAAGGCGCUUGCGACGUUUCAGGAGAUGGUGAAACGAGGCGUGUCGCCUACUCCAGUAACGUUCAUCAGCGUGUUGGGAGCUUGCAGCCAUUCUGGACUAGUUGACGAGGGAAAAAUGUUGUUUGAUUCGAUGACGAGAGAGCAUGGGAUUCGCCCUAGCGUAGAGCAUUACGCUUGCAUUGUGGAUCUUCUCGGCAGAGCUAAUCGGCUAGAGGAAGCGGCUAGGAUCAUAGCCGAUAUGCGGGAUGAGCCAGGGGCGAUGGUGUGGGGAGCUCUCCUCGGAUCGUGCAGGAUUCACUGCAACAUGGAGCUUGCAGAGAGGGCGAGCAGGAUGCUGUUCGAGCUCGAGCCCACGAACGCAGGGAACUACGUGCUUCUUGCUGAGAUAUACGCGGAGGCGAAGAUGUGGGGCGAGGUGAAGAGAGUGAAGAAGCUGCUGGAAGAGAAGGGGCUGCAGAAGGUGCCGGGAUGGUGCUGGAUUGAGGCGAAGAAAAGGGUGUACUCGAUAAGGUCCGUGGACGAGGUGAAUCCUCAAAUCGAGCUGGUCCACGCCUUGGUGGUGAAGCUGUCGGAGGAGAUGAUGGAGCAGGGGUACGUUCCAGAGACGAAAUCGGUGCUGUACGAGCUUGACACGGAGGAGAAGCAGCGGGUGCUGUUGGGGCACAGUGAGAAAUUGGCGGUGGCGUUUGGUUUGAUAAAUUGCAGGAGAGGAGAGACGAUAAGGAUUAGCAAGAAUCUGAGGUUGUGUGAAGAUUGUCACUCGUUCACCAAGUUCAUGUCCAAGUUUGGAGAUAGAGAGAUUAUGGUUAGGGAUAUUAAUCGGUUUCACCAUUUCAGAGAUGGGAAAUGCUCGUGUGGGGAUUAUUGGUGAUCAACUCAUUCUUUUCUAUAUGUAUUCAAUUACAAUAGGUCGGACAUAGAGGAUGUGCUUUUUUUGAUA